AUGCUUUCUUCCGACCUACUCGACGAGACUAACGGAUUAUACAACGGUAAUGGGGGCACCGACGGGGUAGGGGGAGAUGCCUCUUACAAAAUACACGAGCAGCCAAUCCGCACCAGACGCCCCAUCCGGGUCGCAUGUAUGGGUGCCGGCUAUUCGGGGCUCAUGAUGGGUAUCAUGUUUAGCGAACAGAUGAAAGACAAAAAUGCCGAAUUAGUCAUUUAUGAGCGCAAUAAAGAUCUCGGAGGAACCUGGCUCGAGAAUCGAUACCCUGGCUGCAAGUGCGACAUCCCGGCUCACAACUAUGCCUACAGCUUUGCACCGAAUCCCGAGUGGCCAAACUAUUAUGCUUCGUCGGAGGAAAUCCAUGAAUAUAUGCAUAAGGUGGCUAGCCAGUACGAUUGCCAUCGAUUCAUCAAGUAUGAGCAUGCCAUCACGUCCGCUAUCUGGAACGAGGAGGACGCAAAUUGGGAUAUUAAAGUGAGAACACCUGAGGGAACAAUUGUUCAAGACAGGGUUGAUGUGUUUGUCAAUGCUGGCGGAGUCUUAAACAACUGGAAAUGGCCGAAUAUUGAAGGGCUUCAGGACUUCAAGGGAAAGCUCAUUCACUCAGCCAGUUGGGAUCAAAACUUCGAUUUUACCGGUAAAAAGGUGGCCAACAUCGGUAUUGGCUCCUCCGGCGUUCAGAUUGUUCCCCAACUAGCCAACAUAGUUGACUCGAUGGAUGUGUACAUCCGCACGCAGACUUGGAUAUCUCCUGCGCCUGGAAUCAAUGAGCCAACGGGCAGCGACCCUGAGAUGGAUGCCGAGUUGAAUUUUACGGAAAAGACACUUGACAUUUUUAGAGACCCGAAAACACUACGAGACUAUCGUGCUGCGAUCAUGGAUCGCCGAAGCAGCAACUUCAAGCGUUUCAUUGCUGACAGCGACCUUCAGCUGAAGGCUCAGGAGCUAUUCCGCAAGAUAAUGAUUGAACGGCUAGGGAAUUCUGCAAAAGGCCAGCAAGCUGCAAAGCUUCUGUUGCCCGAUUUCCCUGUCGGAUGUCGGCGUUUGACUCCCGGCCCUGGCUUCCUAGAGGCUAUAACUCAAGUGAACGUCGAGUUGCGCUGGGACGAUAUUGUAAGGAUUACAGAGAAGGGUAUUCUGACGAGAUCAGGCGAGGAAAAGGAGUACGAUGUUAUAGUAUGCGCUACCGGUUUUGAUACUUCUUUUUGUCCCGCUUUCCCCCUCAUUGGACGAGGAGGCGUGAACCUUGCUACCAAGUGGACAGCCGAACUUCCCAAGGCCUACUUUGGUCUCACGGUACCGGACAUGCCGAACUACUUUUCGUUCAUUGGCCCAAACAGUACAAUUAGUAACGGAUCGCUCGUGCUUGGGAUACAAAUGACGGCCGUUUACAUAUACAAGUGGUUGGACAAACUCCAGACUGAAGAUAUCCGCAGCUUCGCGGUUCGCCACGACGUGAAUGAUGAAUACAAUGAGCAUAUGCAGACAUAUCUGAAGCGCACGGUCUGGACAGGAAACUGCCGAAGCUGGUAUAAGCGUGGAACUAUCGAUGGUCCCGUGGUUGCCGUUUACGGUGGCACCACUUUUCACUUCAUGGAGGCAAUCAAAAACCCACGCUGGGAGGACUUUGAUAUCGAAAGGCUCUCAAAAACCAACCGCUUCUCCUACCUUGGUAAUGGAUUUACAAAAAGGGAAACGAUGGGAGGGACCAUUGGCACCACGCAGACAUUGGAUUUCGAGCAGUACUGGCGUCUGUUCGUGCCUCCAGAUAUCCAUGACUAGAUGCUCUUUGAUUGGUGAUUGGUCCUUUGUAUGCCCUUAACUGGACACAUUAUCGGCAGACAUUUGAUCCUCUUUUUCCAACGUUUUGCGUAAGAUUGCUGGCCAGAACUUCUGGUAGCAAUGGUGAAUCUGUUUAUUUCACUUCCACUAUUCUCAGUCCAUGAUUAUAUGUAUUGCAAGUAUCGAUUACCAUGCGGAUGGAGUUU
Messenger RNA from Aspergillus welwitschiae, 1991 nucleotides. RefSeq names its product flavin-containing monooxygenase. Lineage: Eukaryota; Fungi; Ascomycota; Eurotiomycetes; Eurotiales; Aspergillaceae. Gene Ontology annotation, molecular function: N,N-dimethylaniline monooxygenase activity; NADP binding; flavin adenine dinucleotide binding. The transcript has 3 exons. The coding region runs from base 1 to 1785 and encodes 594 amino acids. The record is from RefSeq and is a predicted model, not a curated record.